Molecule: messenger RNA, 804 nt
Organism: Penaeus monodon (black tiger shrimp)
Lineage: Eukaryota; Metazoa; Arthropoda; Malacostraca; Decapoda; Penaeidae
Gene: eIF3h
Product: eukaryotic translation initiation factor 3 subunit H-like
Cellular component (GO): eukaryotic translation initiation factor 3 complex; eukaryotic 43S preinitiation complex; cytoplasm
Molecular function (GO): translation initiation factor activity; protein binding; metallopeptidase activity
Source: RefSeq, a predicted model, not a curated record
UUUAACGAACCUACACCCAGUUACACAGUCUACAAGGCAGUUGACGAGCUACAUGCCUAUGAACCAAAACAGUACAUUCAGUAAACUAAAAAGAGACCAGAAACAACUCAUAUACACCAAAUUAAUUUUUAAUCACAGAGAAUUUGUCACAUUGUUACAAUUACAUUUACACCCGUAGUCGCCAUGAGUUCGUCCCGCAAAACCGUCGCAAUGUCUGGGCGAAAUAAGAGAGAAACUGAGAAUUCACGUGUCAACAUCAAUGUGGUGCAGCUGGAAGGCUUGGCGUUGAUGAAAAUCAUCAAGCAUUGCCAUGAAGAAGGCGCCGGCAACACAGACGUGGCUCAGGGUGUCCUGCUUGGCCUGGUCGUGGAUGAGAGGCUCGAGAUCACAAACUGCUUCCCCUUCCCACGCCAUGCUGAUGAUGUAGAUGAAGAGGAUUAUCAGCUGGAAAUGAUGAGGCAUCUGCGCAAAGUCAACGUAGACCACCUUAGCGUGGGCUGGUACCAGAGCACACAGCUUGGUAACUUCAUCACCACACAGCUCCUUGAGUCUCAGUUUUCCUACCAGACAAGCAUUGAAGAAUCAGUCGUUCUCAUCUAUGACCCUAUCAAGACUGCCAGGGGCUUCCUCUCCAUCAAGGCAUACCGUCUGACCCCAGAGGCCAUUAACACUGUGCAGGAGCGUGAUUACACCCCUGAGGCCCUGAAGAAGGGAAGACUAGGCUAUGAGAAUCUCUUCCAGGAGAUCCGAUUAGUCAUAAAGAACUCUCAUCUUGUCAACACACUCAUGUGUGAAUUGUAUGAG